Molecule: messenger RNA, 3278 nt
Organism: Megalopta genalis
Lineage: Eukaryota; Metazoa; Arthropoda; Insecta; Hymenoptera; Halictidae
Source: RefSeq, a predicted model, not a curated record
GAAUAAGCUGGAUUGGAGAUCGACAAGGUGCUGUCAGCAGUCAUGCGGGGAAACUGUGUCCUAGAAGAAUUGUAUCUUGGAGAAACGUGUCCUAGAAGAAUCGUAUCCUGAGGAAACGUGUGCUAAAGCAAGCUCGGGCUAGAACAAUUGCGCCAUUUCGCGGACGAGUUUAAAACCGUGCCGGAGCUAGGCUGUUUAGCGUAUCGAUCGGGGCUCGCGUGUGAAUAAGGACAAGCUAGGCUCGUUUUAUCGAUUAUUUCGAGCCUAUCCUGUCCAGUCGGUGAUAACGGGGAACGGACAAAUGAGCGGCAAAACAGUUGUCCCCGAGCCCGUCGACCAGACGAACCUGGCGGUCUCGCUUCUCGGCAACACCGGCCUCUGAAAAACCCGAGGGAACGAGGACCGUCUGCGCGCGUCCGCCGCAUGUCACCAACCUGAUCGUUCGUGACUCAAUGCGGUGGCUCCAUCGAUCCGCCGGCUCCGCGCUUCUUCACGGCGGAAUCACUGGCGCGACCGUUCCCGUUCGUUCCGGAAUCAAUCGUUCGGCGAUCGAAGGGGGCUGGACAAUGCUGGGCUCGCGACAUGGCGCGGCUGUAUUACGAGUGCAGCGUGGAUUUCAGGAACUUCACCGGAGACACCACUGAGCCGAUCAAACCGUACGCCUGCACCCCGGACAAGUACUGCUUAUACUGUUGCUGCAACAAUCAGUGUUGCGUCCUGGUGCAAAGACGGCCGCCACGACAUUUCUGGGAAGCCUGGUACUUCUGGCUGGGCGUUGCUUUACUCGCUGUGUUUAUCGUGUCUUCGGUGAGCAGCUACAUAGUCAGUAAUUGCAGACAUAAUAUUCAAGGUGUACCACUAGCGCACAACGCGCACGCCGCCAACAGGCAAGCCGACCGCGGCGGUCGUCCAGGAAGCGAUCAGAACGAGGUAUCGAUAAGUAUAAUACCGACGUCGGAGUUUUUCCCAUCGCACAGAAAAAUGUUGGUAAUCGCAUCCCAGCCGGCCGUCAAUCAUCUCACCCCUGUCGUCGCAUGAGGGCCGUUCCGAUUUAACCGAUCGAUUAUGUCGGCCAGAAGACAACGACGGAGGCAGCCGCAAGAUGAUCGCUCGGCAUUACGCGCCGUAAUGUCCUCUGAAAGACAGUGGGCCGCCUCGGCCGAGCUUUGAUCUAACAGGACGCCCUCGUCGGGCGAUUAUGGCGCGGGGGGGCAUUAACGAUAAACGCGUCUUUUUACGCGGCCCCUCGCCUGUAAUAACCGGUAACGGGUGAAACGACCCGAUCGCGGCUAACAGACCGGCCAAAUGAGCGACGAUUUCAAACGAGAUUACAUCCACGGCGCGGCGGGGCGCGCCGAACCCGUCGUCGCCGUCGCGACACUCUUGAUCGCUCUCAAGAGGACCGAGGAUGUUUAUCUGAAAUUCAGCAUAACAAAUUUCCUAUAGAUUGGCCGGCUCUGCUCGCUCGAAUAUGUCCCGCGCAGCCUUCGUACAGUCCUUGCUCGGCCGCAGUUUGUGUAAAUUGGCCCGUAAAAGCAGAAUUUGCAUAAACAUCCGCGGGCUGCUCGCGAGAGAUCGCAAUCUGUGUCAUUACUUCGUACAUAGCUGCUUCAGCACGGUUAGAGGACGCGGCACCAUAGAAAAAGAUCCGCUGAAUGCACCGCUGCCACGGCGAAAGCGUUUGCAACUCGAGGACGAUCGUAAUGGGUCGCCAAAAGACGUUUUUCAUACGAUGUUCUCCCUGGACUACUAAUUGACCUGUUCCCCGCGUUGCAAUUGUCCCGUCCGGCAGCAUAAUAUCUUGUACCUGCACGAAACGAGCUCCUCUAUCUUCUCCACAUUAACCAUUCGAUCUCUCCGUAAGUUUCGGAAGGCAGCGACUAUAGUUCGAUAGAAACGCGUAGCCGUCCGCGCGAAUGUUCGCCGAGUACAAAUCGCAGGUCGGAAUUGAUUAGCUCUAAGUCGUUUCGGCAUUUCUGAACACUCGAAGUUCCCCGGUCGGAGGUCUCCGGCUUCCAUUUCGCCGAGCAUGGUGCAACCGAGCCGAACGGAACUCGUUCCCGAAUGGCCGCGACUCCCAUUAACAAUUAAGAAGACACGCUCGACGUACCUGGCCCCGGGUACCAAGAGAUCGCUGGCUAAUUAAAAAGGACAAUCGAGGCGAACACGGCUCGAGAGCGACGCGCACUCUCUCUCUCUCUCUCUCUCUCUCUCUCUCUCUCUCUAACUCUCCCCCUGUCACCCCUCCUGCUCAGCGAUCUAUUCUUCUUCCCUCUCGAUCCCGCAGUUCGCCUCCCUGUCCCGAGAUCGAUCUCGCGAUAGCGUUUAAUCGCGGUGAUCUUCGUGGAAGAAAGAAACCCGGAGAAACUUGCAUCGCGACAAGUCUCCCCGGCGAUCAUGCGAUCCGCCGCGCGACGAUCGAUCGGGAUCGACGCGCCGGACGCAGCUUCGUUUGCAAAGAAUCGGCCGCGAGUUUACCGUUUGAUAUUAUACUUCUACGCGGUCUUUCGGCUAGAGGUUUCAUCUUGAUUCAACGAACAUGUAUUUUUGACGAAGUAAGGUACGAUUUUUGUUUCAAUGGGCCAAGGAAGGUUUGCCGUUAACGAUGGAAAACAAUGUCAGCCGAACGCUCUCCAAUUCGGCUCUAUUUCGUCCAAAUAAAAAACACACUACAACUAAUUCUGAUCAACAUUUGGAGAAAUCACUCUGCGAGGAGUUUUUAUCGCCAAAGAGCAACGCCUCGGCCACUUGCGUGGCACGAAGCGCCGUCUUGUUGGAAAUAAUUUAUGUUACGUUUAUUUGAAUGUUCACAAUUUCGACGCGCCGUUGAACACGCGUAUCGUUCGAUUUUUAUUAAUAACAUAGUUUGCGCUUAGCGUCUGUUAACGCCAGCGAAUUGUUCGACAGACGGCGAACCUAUUCGAAGUGAAAGCUCCAGCUGAAAGAACCUGUACUAUCCGUACGCGUAAUUACUGGCUGUGAUGAUGUCAAUUGGAAAAGUAGAAACCGAUAGCCGCGCGCGCGUGGCGUCACCGGUGUAAAAGUUAGCUCGUUAGCCGAUCGGUGUUUUUUAAUUGGAUGCACCGGAUUAAUAUGCACCGAAAGAAACACGUUUGACAUUCUCGCACCGGUGUGCGGCCGUGGCCGCUCGUUCGUGUGUCUCUAAUUAGCUGCGUAGGACGCCGGUGGAAAAACGGCGUCCCAUUAGCAUGUAAGAUUCGGCGAACCGGCCGAUCGCGGAAAACCUCGAAUAAAAGGAUCCAGGUGUGCGCUACGUU